AUGAUAUGUGAGGAAGGCUCGCGUGGCUGUCUUCUGUUUUUCAUUCUGGAAAACAGCUCACAUUUGGCUGAUGCCAACCAUGCUGAGUUUCUGAAUGAGAUGCUCUUGAGACUUGAAGUGUCACUGCCAUAUUUUUUGGUAGACACCGUGAAAAAGGAUGCUGCGGAGUUUCUGCCAGUCAAGAGAGGUCGUUUUUUCAUCAGAGGGCUAAGGAGAGACUGCCUGCCAGACCCCAUGCAGGCGUUCCUCCCUGCCCCCCUGUGCUGCACGGAUCUGCUCCCGGCAGUCACAGUGGACGAGAUUUUGGAUCUGAGCUUGGCUGCGACCGAUGUGCAGAGUUUGUGUGCAGGGCACGCUGCUAACCUCACAUUGUACAAGCAGACCAUAUCUCAGUGCAUCGAAGAGCAUCGUGCCCAAGGCAAGCCGCUGCCCUCGAACACGGUUGUUGUGGAGCUCGACCGAAACCCCUUGAGAACUUUCGGCGGGAAGUGGGGUUGGGGCAAGAUCCCAUCACUGAGGACUACGGGGCCACCUUUGUUUCUUCUGAGUUGCGAGGACUUGUCGAGGCCAUGGCAGGUCAUGCGACUGCACAGGUGGCUCAGCAUCGCUGAGCGGUGCAGCGCUCUGGGGCAGCGUGCAAGCCACGCGGCCUUGUUCUCGAGAGACACCCAUGCCCUGCAUGCGAUCGGGAACGCUCUCUCGCCAGUGCAGCUGGCCGCUGUUGCCUCGCCGCUCGUGGAGGCAGCGGUCAACUCUGGCGUGCUCACUGCAGGCAACCGUUGCAAAGCCUGCGCAGUGGAGCUUCUGCCGCACACGAAGGCUCCAACUGAAGAGGAUGCUCCAAAGACUCUGCCUCGUGACACCAGCGCAAAGCCAGAGGCUUCAGCUGAAGAGGAAGCCCCAAAGACUCUGCCUCGUGACACCAGCACAAAGCCAGAGGCUUCAGCUGAAGAGGAAGCCCCAAAGACUCUGCCUCGUGACACCAGCACAAAGCCGGAGGCUUCAGCUGAAGAGGAAGCCCCAAAGACUCUGCCUCGUGACACCAGCACAAAGCCGGAGGCUUCAGCUGAAGAGGAAGCCCCAAAGACUCUGCCUCGUGACACCAGCACAGCUGGUUUAGAUGGCACCCAGGACUUACCACGUCACCAGCCAGAAGACGUUCUCCGCGGGUCCGCAUUGCAGGCUUUGGAAGAGUCCCUUGCUCGUGCCUGGGUGAACCAGACCGGCCACCACCAACACGCUUUGCUUGGGCCAUCCGAAUUUCAUGCGGCCUUGGUCGCUGCCGAGAGGCCGCUUGUUCUGGAUGCUCAGUCUCUUCUCAUCAAGGACUUGUCUUGGCACAUAAAGGUGGGCGAGGCGUCUCGAAAGACUCCUCUUCUCCCUUGGGAGACGGGUCCCCUUUCUUGGAUCUUUGGUAGGCCACUCAAGAGGCCGCGUCUGGAGCUACCUCGGGACCUGUCUCCCGAUUCAGGAUCUGCUGUUGAUGCGGGGGUGCCUCUGGUGCAUCCACAGCCGGUGCCCAACUUUGCAAGGGAGCGUCUUAGGAUUGCAGCUCUCCUGGCUACAGACGACAGUUCUCGCUGGGAAGCUCUGAGGAAGUUCAGGACGCUGGUUUUGCUUGACCCGGCGCUGUCUCAGGUGGGGCAGUCACUUGCGGCUGAGGCUUUGAUUCUGCGAGACGGCGAUCAGAUGAGGCGAACUUUCUUGGAUGUCUUCCAUGGCAAGAGUACAGCUACCUUAGUGAAGAGAGCCUCGUCGCUUUGGAGGUUUGCCAACUUUUGUUUUGACAAUGGUCUGGGAAAUCCGCUCGGGGCUGGCGAGAAGGUUCUGUACCGAUACAUGUCGCACCUCGAGGAACAUGGCAAGCCGACAUCCGCCUCGGCUUUCCUUCAGGCCUGGAACUUCGCUGUCCACACUUUGAAGCUCUGUAGCCCGGACGCUUUGGGGGCCUUGUCUGCUAGAGUGAAGGGUGCUGCGCAGCGCAUGUACUCCUUGAAGAGGAAGCUUGUUCAGGCAGUACCUUUGACAGUGAAGCAGGUGAAAGGCCUGGAGUACGUGGUCCUGAAGUCCCCGUACCCCCAUUGGCGAAUCAUUGCGGGUCACCUCUUGAUGUGCAUAGGGUCUAGCUGCCGAUUCGCCGAUUCCUUGCAGCUGACCAGCCUCAAGGUCAGCACUGCUCAGGGUGUUAUCCUGGUUGAGGCAGAGAGCUCGAAGUGGAAGACGGCUUCGAGGAAGGACCAGCUCCUUCCUUUGGCCUCCUUGGGAAAGUUCUUCGCUGAGGAGUCGUGGGGAGAAGUUUGGGCUAAGGAGCGCGAGGCUGCUGGUCUUGGCCUCGGCCCGGCGCUCCCGGCUUUCUCCGAGGUGACUGGUGAGUGGCUUAACCGUCCUAUGUCCACGGGGGAGGCCACUUGUUAUCUUAGGGAGUUCAUGACCGCGGCUUCCCAGAUGACUGCUGGUUUAGGGUGUCAUUCUCUGAAGUGCACUGUCUUGUCUUGGGCUGCAAAAUCCACGGAUGUCCCUCUCGCUGAUCGACGUUUGCUGGGGCAUCACAUAGAUCCGGGAGUGGUGUCGCCGCUUACUUAUGCGAGGGACGAGCAGACCCGACUCAUGAAGGUAGUUCAUCUUGUGGUGGAAAAGAUCAGGAAAGGAGCCUUCAAGCCGGAUGCCUCGAAGGUCUGGCGCCUCGCGAAGCUGAUUGAGUCUGGUGGCACGGAGCUGCUUAUUGAACAGACUGUGCAAGGCGAUCCCUCUAUGGAGGAGUCCGAUGACGAGGAAGGCGACUUCGGCGACGGGGACAUGGCCGCUGGAGGAGCGUGCGCCUCGAUGGAGCGAUUGAGUGCAGCUGAGCUGGACAUUGCUAAAGAUAGUCGGAUGCAUGUCUACUCGAGGGUGGUGCACAUCCUGAAAGGAUCCAAGUUCCUGUGUGGGAGGAACCUCUCUCCAAACUAUGAGGCCAUCGAUCCGGAUGUUCCCCUCCGAGACUUGCCGGCAUGCGCUCAGUGCUCGCAGAAGUACCAGCAGCGCGAGUGGGGCAGGCAGUCCUACGGGCGUUGUGCCGAGCUCUUGGUGGUUCUGCCGUCCUUGAAGGACGGGACAGUAGCAGCCAUGAAUUCGACAAUUGACAGCGAAGCCACGUUCGCUGCCCGGGCCACCGAGCUCGGCAUGGAGCGCGCUCUCUUGGAUUUGCUUGUGAACAACAACGUGAAGACGAUGGGCGCGCUAGCCUUUGUGAGCCCCUAUCAAAUCGGUCAAGCAGACGAGAAACCUCUUCUUGAAGCCCUCAAAGCCCUGAUAGGGCGCGACUUGACCGCGAAGGAGCUGAUCCCAGUCAGGCGAUUGUGGUUCGAAGCCUCGACCACAGUGAUGGGGGAGUUGAAGCAGAAAGUAGAAAGAAAUGACUCUGCUGAACCAGUUCGUCUAGCCAUAGCGGAAAGAACAACACGUCUGGAUGAGCAGAAAAAGCGCCUUGUGGGCGUGUGCAUCAACAGUGAGUCUGAACCUUCUCACCGCCUUGUGGAUGUUGUCUUCCAGCAGGGCGCGGAUCAGCAGCUGACGUGGUUGCCUUGGGAGAAGUUGACAAGUCGGGCUCAUGAGUUGACGCAUUCUCGCUCCGACAAUGCCAUCCUGUUUGAUGCUCAGGGCAACAUGAGGCUGACUAAGAAGAUGCAGGAGAGCCAGUGUACUCUGACAGGUGAGCUCCAAGCUCGACAAGCGCUUCAGAGGCGCGCGUUGGCGUAUGACCUCGCCCGCUUGUGUGACUAUGCUGUCAUGGAAACCUACCAUGAGGAGUUGUUCCAGCUCCUCACUCGGCCUCCACCUCCCAAUGCCCUCUACGUCUCAAUGGGCCAAAUCCGAGAAGCUGAUAAGCACUUAUUCAUCAGGAUCGCAGAGCAAACCCGGGGCUCUCUCACUGCUCGCCCGGAUGGUGCUAAGCCUAUGCAACAGCAGCUCGAGCUUCUCAAGAACCAUCCUCAGGUGCAGUUCUUCUUGAUGCCACCGCAGAAGCCUCUCCGCUACUCUCCUUAUGAUGGCAAAGGGGAGGGCAAGAAGGGAGCUGGAGGCAAGGGAAAAGGGAAAGCAUCGACCGGUGCUCCCGCAGGAGGGGCUGCGCAAGUGGACCUCCCAUCUGGAUGCAGUGCCAAACACAAUGGCAAGCCAAUAUGCUUUGCGUACAACAGGGCGGGCUGUAAGUUUGCCAAGGAUGGCAAGCGGUUGCGCCUCGCCCUGGAUCGACUUCUUCAACGAAGGUGUUUCAAGCUGGGGCCUACAUUUUCGGUGUGCUGGCCGGUCUACGCCGGUCUUGAGUUUGUUUUCAGUAACAUUGCUGUCUUUGCGAACUUACGGACUGAGAUGCACCUAGAUCCUAAUAAUCUGGAGGGCACUUUGAACUUUGCCAUUGCCCUGUCUUCCUUCGAAAGCGGACAGAUUCGACUUGAAGGCGGGCCGCAGGGUUCUGAGGCCCUUUUGGAUGUCAAGCCAGGCGUCUUCUUUGAUGCCCGGACUCGACGCCACGGGACCUGUGACUGGACAGGUCAGCGGGUCGUUCUUGUGGCAUUCAGCCUCAGGGGCUCCGAUCGCCUUUCUGCAAGGCUUUCAACGUCAGAUGCGCCGGCGCAUGUCGCUGCAGCUUCGCCCGGCUUUCCUCCUGUGCCUCCGAAUGCUCCUGCCUUUGUUGAGGUGUUCGCUGGCUGUGCUCGCUUGUCAGCUACGUUCGCCCGGGUUGGUUUCAAGGUCAUGCCCUUUGAUGGCCCUCGGAACCCGCAUCAGCCUGAGCAUCCUGUGUGCACGCUUGACCUGACAUUGCCGAUUUGCCAACAGAUCUUCUUGAGCCGCCUCGAGAAUUCCAGUGUCUUCUUGAUUCACUUUGGGUUGCCUUGUGGCACAGGAUCGCGUGCCCGCGAGGCGCCACUUCCCCAACAUCUGCGAGCCCGUGGUGCUCCUCAGCCUCGCCCGCUACGAGACCAUGUGCACGUCUUGGGCCUCCCUUCCUUGAGUCCUCAGGAGUCUGCUAGAGUGGAGGCCGCCAACCGACUGGCCGAGUUCGUGGUGCAAGUGCUUGUGCGAGCACAUGAUCAAGGCUGGCGCAUUGUCAUUGAGAACCCCAUUCGUUCUUGGAUGUGGAGUGUUCUAGCCCACUUUGUGCGCGCGCUUGACAAGCCUCGCUUUCGGUCAUGGUACUCCGAGCUGUUCACUUUUGAUUUUGAUCAAUGCUGCUGGGGCGGUCGCCGUCGCAAAACUUCCAGGUUCUUGACCAAUGUGCCCGAGCUUCGCUCCUUGGUGGCUUCUUGUCAAAAUGAUCACCCUCACGAGCCGUACCGCAUCUUCAGAGGUGCGGCCUCUUCUUGGAAAUUCGACACGGCUUCCGAGGCCGAGUAUCCUUUGCCUUUGUGCGAACAGUACGUUCGCCUCCUGUGCCCGCUGGUCAAUGCCCAGCCGCCAAACCUGCCUAGGCCUUUGGUUCGUCAGGUUCAUCGGAAGCCUCCUCUCGUGCCUGAGUACAAAUCCUUCACAAAUGUCCGCCCUGAAAGUGGUGAGUUUCGCGAGCUCGCGUCAGAUCGGGGUGUUGGCGGGAGCGGCUCAACUCAGGGCUCCACGUUUGGAGUCUUUCACUCUAAGGGUGAGUUCCUUGAGAAGGCGCUGGAAGUUGAGCACCCCUUUGAUUCCGCCUUUGCCAUUGACGAUCAGACCAAAAGGAACGUCUUCGAGUUGCUCACCAUGGGUCUCCUGGGCCCUGCUCGCAGGCGGAUGGACACUCAGAAAAAGCUUUCAGCGUUGAAGCGUGAGCUUGCCGUCGAGGAGAAGCGUUUUCACGCCUCCCUUCCGGAGCACGCCCAAAAGGUGCUCAAGGGGAAGAACAUCUUGUUGUGGAAGAAGCUCCUUGAGGAGACCGGGUUCCCAGACAUCACGGUCGCUGAGCUCAUGGAGGGCGUCCCACUGGUCGGUAGGCCUAGUAAGUCUUCCUUGUAUGGGUGGAAGGAGCAGCCGGCGACCACAACGUUGGAUGAUCUUCUUGUUUCCUCCGUGUGGAGGAACCCUGCGCUGGCGGCGAAGGGCAGAGUUGGGGACGACCCCGUCCUAGCCGAGAAAGUCUGGCAGGCUACACUUUCGGAGGUGGAGAGGGGCUUCAUCUCGGGGCCCUACGAUUCGGAAGAGGACGUUAAGAAGGCCCUUGGAGUUUCUCACAUCUGCUGCAGCCGGCGCUUUGGGGUGAAGCAAGGUGCAGGCGAUGCUUUGAAGUAUCGCCCCAUCGACGACUUCAAGGAGAGUGCCAUAAAUUCUGCCUACCACGCGGUGGAUCGCUUGCAGCUGCAUGACGUCGACUACUUUGUUUCCUUGAUAAGGUUUCUGGCGAACUCCGUGGACGACUCGGGUGCAGUCAAUGUCGAGCUGUCCGACGGGACAGUGCUGAGUGGGGCUGUGCACAGUGACUUUCGAUCGGGGCGGCGCUGGCUUGGAAGGUGUCUCGAUCUGGAAAAGGCGUAUAAGCAGGUUCCCAUAUUGGCCGCUCACUUGCCCCUAGCCGUCAUAAUGGUAUGGGACCCGAACACCAGCCGCAACAGAUAUUUUACCACUUGGAGCAUGCCGUUCGGCGCAUGCGCGGCCGUGUUUGGAUUUAAUCGCAUAUCCAGGUCGCUCUUACAUCUGGCCUCGCACCUUUGCGCCGUCAUAGGAGGCGUGUAUUUUGAUGAUUAUCCUAUGAUCGAGCCUGCUGAGUCUUCUAGGAUGUGCAGCCUCUCGGUGGAAACCCUGCUUGACUCCUUGGGAUGGUCUUAUGCCGUCGGUGACGACAAGGGUCAGCCUUUUGAGGAAACCUUCAACCUCCUUGGCAUGCGGCUGGGCGUUUCUAGAAUCAUGGAUGACAUCCUCGAGCUCGAGAACAAGCCCAGCCGGGUCCAGAAGCUCGUUGAGGCAGCCAGGAGAAUGGCUGCGAGUGGGGUUGUGAGCAAGAGUGACUCUGCAUCCCUUCAUGGCCAACUGAACUUCAUGGUGGGCUUCGCUUCCGGCCGUUCCUUGAAAUUUGCUGCGCGAGCCUUGUCAAACCUUUAUCACUUUCCACGGGAUCAGCCUGACGAGGAGGUGAAGUCCUUGGGCCGCUACCUUGAGUCUGCGCUUUUGAGCUUGGAGCCCAAGGUCAUCAGGCUGAGGUCAGGCGGGAGGCCGGUGUCAGUCUUCAGCGACGCCUCUUACGAAGAUGGAGUGGCGGCAUGGGGCAUUGUCUUGGCAGACCCUGUCUCUGGUGAGAGGCUGGUAGCUGGCGGGAUUGUAGAUGAUCACCUUGUGCAGUUUUGGCUUGAUGAAGGAGUUGAACAAGUCAUUUCACAGGCCGAGGCCUUUGCUUUGGUUCUGGCAAGGAGAGCUUUCAAGGACCACCUGCAGUGCCGCAGAUGCGUGUUCUAUGUCGACAAUGAUGCGGCGCGCUAUGUAUGCAUUAAGGCGAGCAGUCCGAGCCGAACCCUCCUCUCCUUGGCCUGCUCCUUUUACGCCAGUGAGUCUCAUGACGGAGUCAUUUCAUGGCUGGAGCGUGUUCCUUCUGCGAGCAAUAUCGCUGAUCUCCCUAGCAGGGGAGAAUGCGCUGAGGCAGCAAAGCUGAUAGGAGGCAAGAUUGUCGACUGCAGUCAGAUUGCAUCGGACCUGACUUCGGAAAUUUUGUCCGUGGAUGAUCUUCCGUGGAGCCUUCUUGCUACGUCCUACAAGGACAAAGACUUACCACGUCACCAGCCAGAAGGCAGCACCCAGGACUUACCACGUCACCAGUCCGAUGACUUGGAGCUAGAGCUUGAGCGACUGGUUGACGAGCUUUUUUCGGAUGAUGAUCCGGGCAUGGACGUUGAUGAUGCUGCGCCACAGAGUCCACUCGUCCUGAGUGAGAAAGCAACACACCUCUUCGAGUGUUUGGCUAAAGCCAAAGCUUCAUCCAAAAACUGGCUCUCGCCAGCAAGCAAGAGCUCCAAGAACGAGAUGCCUCAGAGCAUCAUGUGCAUCAGGUGUGAGGAAGAGACAAGCAUCUUGACGAGCUACCCAACUGGAAGGAACUGCUUGAGGCGGAUCUGCUCCUGCUGUUCGUCCACAGACCGGUGCCUCUCUCGGAUGGCUAAAGCACCGAAGAAGGGCUCUGCCGAAGAAGCCAAAGAAAGCGAGGAGGCCAAGAAAGCUCGAAAAAGCGCUGAGGCCCUGAGGGGAAGCGUGGCCAAGAUGGGUUCCUCGGAGCGUGCCCAGUGGUACCGCCAAGAGAAACGGAAGCGGGCAACCGAGUCAAAGAAAAGCCGCAGGACCUUCGCAACGGCAGUGGGGGCCUUGGAAGAGACUCGCCAGACUGGGAACGAAGAUUGCAGCGGCUCACGAUACAUGACCCCCCGCGACUGGUGCGCACGGGAAAUGAUCCUGAAGCAGUACAGUACCUUGGAGGAUGCUAUGGUAGCCUACGAGCAGCGCUGCACAGAUCCGGACGUUGUGACCAAGGAGAUCAACGGGGAACUCUGCCUCCGGGUCAACAACGGAGGUCUGGAAAAUGUCGUGGACCGCCAUACCGUUGCAGCAUCCGUGCGGCAGCGGACUGACCUUGGCGAUGGCGAGCAGCUUGAUGGUUUCGAAGAGGAAAUCGCACCUCGCAUGAAACGUGCUUCUGACAAGCUCCAAACAGAGCGGCUUCUGUCAGAGCAGCAGGGCAAGCAGGCCUACGUUCCGGCCGUCGCGGUGCGACGAGAUUUGGAGCAAGAGAAGGAAGUUGCUGAGAACAGAGCUGCUGAAUUUCAGCAGCAAGCCUUGGCACUCAAGGAGAAAGCUGAUCAAAAGAGGAAAGAGUUGAAGGAGAAGCAAGCAACCCAGCUUCCCUCCUUGGCAGUGGCAAAGCUCAGCCUCACCAACGCUAUCCACAAGGCAAAUGCUUCGAUGUCCGAGCUGUUGAAGCGUCAGAAGGCCACAGCAGACACCUUGUGCAAGGACUUGACGAAUGCUUUGUGCAUGUCAGACGUCCCCGUGAAGAGAGAAGCCGAGGAAAAGACGAAAGUGCUGAAUGGCAAGAUCAAGGACCUGGAGACUGCCAUGGAGGAGUCCAUCGCAGAAUGGAACACCAAGGCUGGUGACGAAAGCCUUGACAUCGAAGCCAUGGUGUCAAUGGAGAAGGAUCUGGCAGCCUACAUGAAGGAGUGGCACCUUGGCAAGCACUGCCAGGCAGUGUUGGACACGAAGCAGCAGAUUAAAAACUUCCGCGAAUUCACCUCAGACUGCAAGAAGGAGGUGAAGAAGCGGGACAAGCUGGCCGCGAAGGCGACAGUGAGGGGUUCGAACAAGAAGGCCAAGCUUGAUCAUCCGAACAGCCAGGCAGCUGCCGAGACCCCCGCCUUGGUGGUCAAUCUGUUGAAGCACCUCAAGGAGAACCCGCUUCCCGAUGAAAUCAUCAACUGCGCAACGGAGCCAGAGGAUGAGAUGACAGUGCCCCUUCUGCUCCCACCAACGCCGAUGGAAGGCUUUACCCGGGAUGUGACCCGGCACGAGUAUUACAGCGAGCAAAAGAAGUGGGUGGAGCAGAUGCUGCUGAGGAGCAGCCAGAAGUAUUCGUGUGCGGUGGUCACCAGAGACAAUGUGGCCAGGCCCUUCUUGCAGCAGCUGGACCAGAUCCUGCCGGUGCCACUGCGUUCCGUGGCACGACCCUCGAGCAAGGAGCUGCAAGAGAUCUGGCAGUUGUACUUUUACCAGAUGGCCGGGGACUCCGGCCGCCUCUCGAUGUCCACUGACUGGGGCUUGCCCGAAUUGCGCAUCUGCUGCGAAGGCAAGGAGAUCUACUUGGGGUUCCCCGUGAAGAAGCUAGCCGGCAACACGACGGCCGAGAUGCUGCAGCACCUGGAGCGGAUGCGUGCAGAAGAGUUCCUCACGGCAGUUGAGCGGGAUGGCUGGUGUGUGACAUGCCGCCCUGGGAGGGGAGUCGUGCUGCCCACGAAUUGUUUGUUCGUUCAUCUGAGCCUGCAGGGACCUGAGACCUGCCACGGAGCCAGGAUUCACAUCGUGUCUGACAAAAGCCUCCAGACGGCUCUCACUCACCUGGAGAGGCAGGUCCAACAGGACCCGACACUGGAGUCCAAAAGAACCGGCCAGCUGCUGAAGUGGAUCCGCGAGAGGAUGUCCAGCCAACGUUUGUUCGAUAGCCAAGUGAUGCUGGACAACGACUCUGUGCUGUUCGACAGCCAGGUUGAUCCAGGGACUUGGGCAGCGGGGCGCACGUUGGCUUCACCGGUUGUGCCUGCUGCUAGUUCUACUGCAGUGCACCAGACUGGCCUGAAGCGCAAGAAUGCAUGCCUGGAAUGGGAAGGCGAUUUUCCAGACACCCAGGUAGAGCUGUAUCCGCCGCCUACUAUCGUGAAUAUCAACGAGGACCCAAGCCCAAAACCGAAACCCCGCAAUGAGGUGGCUGAGAAGUCCUCAGAAAAGUCCUUGCAAGAACAGCUAGAAGCCUCCCAGUCGAAGGUGAGUGAGCUGCAGGAACUGAACAGAACUCUGCACUGCAAAGCCGCGGAGUUAGCACAGCAGCUGGUGCAAGUGAUGGAGGAAAAAAACAAUCUUCUGGCUGAGAAGCAUGCGAAGAUGAUCGCUGACUUGAGGGUGGUGCGUUCUGCCCGCGAAGAGCUUGACGAGCUUUUGGAUCUUAAUUUUGAUGACGACGACGAUCAAUGCUGA
Symbiodinium sp. CCMP2592 is the source of this 10671-nucleotide messenger RNA. The record is from the annotation of a GenBank genome assembly. Lineage: Eukaryota; Dinophyceae; Suessiales; Symbiodiniaceae.